AUGACAAAUCCCAAGGAAAUAGUAUCCACUAAGGAGAGAAGGAGAUCAAUAGCGUUGCUCGUGAAACCACCACUUUCGCAAUCCCCAUUGGGCUCAAAUUAUAAUUAUCAGCAAGAUGGAUCUUUGAGAGGAUCACAAAACAGUUCAUAUAUUGCAAAUACGCAAUUCUUGCGUGAAGGAAACAUGACGCCCUUUAUUCGUCCAGGGCUGGCAUUUGAUAAACUGGCCGAAAAUGAAUCAGCAGUAAUGGAAACUUCUAAUUCCUCAUUCUCGGAUAUUGUUGCACCAACACAUACUCCUACCCCCACCCCGACACCGGGACCAACGUUAAUGAGUCGAAGUGGUAUAAGCUCGGGGCUCGAUGAUCCAAAAGUCAUAUCUAAAAUAUCAAAACAUUUACCUAGUGAUUUUCAAAGUCUAGACCAAGAAGGUGCAGACAUCACUCGAGAUUUAUAUAAGAUUCAACAAGAUGUUAAUGAGAGACCCAAGUUGAAGAAAUACAAAAGUUGUGAAAGUGUGGAGAUUAUGGCUCUGGAACCGUUAAAGCCUCGAGCUGGUUCGUUCAAUGUGCCGGGUGGGUUUAGGAGGGAGUUUUUGAUUCAUCAACAUGAAACUCAAUAUCAUUCUCAUCAUCAUCAGCAGCAGCAGCAGAAAACUAAGGGUGUUUCCAAUCACAAUGAGCCAUUACCGUCACCACUUUUGCCUUAUUCUGCUUCUCCUUCUCCCCCUUUGUCUUCUUCUUUUCCUCCUGCUCCUUCAUAUCCCCCUAAAGUAAUGCCGAACUUCUUAACGAGUAAUUUUAUUGAAUUCCUAAGUAUUUACGGUCAUUUUGCAGGAGAAGAGUUGGAAGAUGAUGAUAACAUAGUAAAUCAUUACAAGUAUUUAUUACCGGGAGAAGAAACACCAUUGAUGUCUAGUGCUGACUUUAACCCCAAGGGAACGGCAACUGAUAAAAAGGCAUACUUUUUACUAUUGAAGGCAUUUGUAGGGACAGGUGUGCUAUUCCUACCCCAAGCGUUUGCUAAUGGUGGACUAUUGUUUUCAGUCAUUACUUUGGUGUUUUUUGCCGUGUUAUCUUGGUGGUGUUACCUCAUCUUGGUUUAUAGCAAAGUCACUACCAAACUAUCUGGUUUUGCUGAGAUCGGAUUGAAAUUAUAUGGACCAUGGCUACAACGAUUGAUACUUUCGUCAAUAGUCAUUUCUCAGAUUGGGUUCGUAGCUGCAUACAUUGUGUUCACUGCGGAAAACUUGAGAGCGUUUAUCGUCAAUAUUACCAAUUUCAAAACCUCAGAGUUGAAUAUUGCUUGGUUUAUUAUAUUUCAAGUGAUAUUGAUAAUACCAAUGAGUUUGAUUCGGGACAUUACCAAAUUAUCCAUCCUGGCUGUAUUGGCUAAUUUCUUUAUAUUGACCGGUUUAAUCAUAAUCCUUUAUUUUAUAUUUUAUGAAUGGCUUGUUUUAAAUCAUGGCAAAUUUGGUAUGCAUGUUGAUCUUUUGUUCAACCAAAGUGAUUUUUCAUUAUUCAUCGGUACGGCGAUUUUUGCGUUUGAAGGAAUUGGAUUAAUUAUUCCUAUUCAAGAAUCAAUGAUACAUCCCAGAAACUUUCCUAAGGUAUUGGCUUUAGUGAUUUCUACAAUUGCCCUUCUUUUCACUAUAAUCGGAUCUUUAGGGUAUCUUACGUUUGGAAGUAAGGUAAAAACGGUGAUUUUGUUGAACUUGCCCCAGAACUCACCAAUGGUUAUUCUUACACAAUUUUUGUAUUCCUUGGCUAUAUUGUUAUCUACAUCACUACAAUUAUUCCCCGCCAUACGUUUAAUUGAAUCAAAAUUGUUCCAUUUCAGAAGUGGGAAAUUGUCAUUGGGGGUUAAGUGGUUAAAGAAUUUAUUCCGGACCCUGUUUGUUCUCACAACGGCAUAUGUUGCGUUUGUAGGUGGUCGAAACUUGGAUAAGUUUGUUUCGUUUGUUGGUUGCUUUGCAUGCAUUCCCUUGGUAUACAUGUAUCCUCCAAUGUUGCAUUUAAAGAGUUGUUGCCAAAUCACCGAGGAUAUGUCAUAUAUAGAAAAAAGGAAACGGUAUUGGUUGGGUAAGCUAGACUAUUUAUUGGUUUUGAUUGGUGGUGUAGCUAUGAUUUAUACAACUUUAAAGAUAGUAAAUAGUUAG
Lodderomyces oxycetoniae is the source of this 2157-nucleotide messenger RNA. It is a transcript of the gene AVT4, whose product is annotated as Avt4p. The transcript has a single exon. Gene Ontology annotation, molecular function: L-tyrosine transmembrane transporter activity. Bases 1 to 2157 code for a protein of 718 amino acids. Gene Ontology annotation, cellular component: vacuolar membrane. Gene Ontology annotation, biological process: amino acid transmembrane transport. Lineage: Eukaryota; Fungi; Ascomycota; Pichiomycetes; Serinales; Debaryomycetaceae. The record is from RefSeq and is a predicted model, not a curated record.